This is a messenger RNA of Sycon ciliatum, 552 nucleotides long. RefSeq lists its product as uncharacterized. The record is from RefSeq and is a predicted model, not a curated record. Bases 1 to 552 code for a protein of 183 amino acids. The transcript has a single exon. NCBI's taxonomy places the organism in Eukaryota, Metazoa, Porifera, Calcarea, Leucosolenida, Sycettidae.
AUGACAGCUGGUCCAUUUACCACGCCACCAUUUAGCCCCAUGCAACCGUCUGGGCUUGGCAUUGUUCCGAAGAAAACCGAUCGUCUUCGUGUAAUUCACCAUCUGUCGGCACCGGAAGGGUCCAGCGUUAAUGACGGCAUACCAGCGGACAAGUUCAGCUUGAAGAAUACCCACGUCGACGAUGCAGUUCGUGCCAUCAUGUCAGUGGGCCGCGGCGCCCUAUUGACGAAGCUCGACAUCCGCAACGCGUUCCGGCUCAUUCCAGUCUCUCCUGAUGACUGGCCGCUGUUGGGCAUUCAUUGGCAGAACCAGUACUAUUUCGAGAAGGUGUUACCGUUUGGUCUGCGUUCUAGCCCGUUCAUUUUCAACCAGGUUGCGGAAGCCGUUGAGUGGAUUUUGCGUCACCAGUUCGCCAUUCCGAUCAUCAUGCAUUAUCUGGACGACUACCUCUCUGUCUUUGCACCUUCCUUGUCCCUCGCGUCCAUGCAACGCUCUAUUAUUGAAGAAGCCUUCACAUACCUCGGCGUUCCCCUGGCGUUGGAGAAGCUGUAG